Messenger RNA from Encephalitozoon intestinalis ATCC 50506, 804 nucleotides. Its product is annotated as septin. Gene Ontology annotation, biological process: cytoskeleton-dependent cytokinesis. The transcript has a single exon. Lineage: Eukaryota; Fungi; Microsporidia; Unikaryonidae. Gene Ontology annotation, molecular function: molecular adaptor activity; GTP binding; GTPase activity. The record is from RefSeq and is a predicted model, not a curated record. Bases 1 to 804 code for a protein of 267 amino acids. Gene Ontology annotation, cellular component: septin ring; cell division site; cytosol.
AUGAUUAUUCGGAGACAGAACAGAAGAUUCACGAUCAUGGCAGCCGGGCCGAAGGGAUCUGGAAAGUCAUCGUUCUUCAACACUCUGAUAGGGAAAGAGAUUAUCACAUCGAAAGGCCAAGAAGGGAUCGAUCUCUAUAUGCUUAACCUGGACUGCGAAGGAAUCAUGCAAAGAAUCACCCUGAUAGACACGCCAGGGUUUGGAGAAACCUUUGACGAUACAGAGAUCCAGGAGACAAUCUGUAACUUUAUCAAAGCUCAGCUAGACAUGUUCAUAACAGAGGAAUCCAAGAUCCGGAGAAAUCCCAAGUACGAAGACACAAGAGUCCAUUGCCUCCUGUAUUUCAUACCUUCAACAUCUUUUGGGCUUAAGAACAGAGACAUUGUGUUUCUGAAGAAGAUCUCGGGGUUGGUUAACAUUAUCCCUGUGAUCAGUAAAGCCGACGGGCUGAGUAUUUCUGAGAGAAUUGAGAUCAAGAAGCAGGUCAUAAGACAGCUAAAAUACUACAAGAUCCCUACAUUUAACCUGGAUGAUCCCGAGCUCUAUUCCUCCCCGACAGCAGGAAAUGAUCUAAACAGCCUUGUUCCGUUUCUGAUCAUUUCUGCAGAUGGAGAAAACCUCGACUCACGGGCUAGAAACUAUCAGUGGGGAAAGGUGAGUAUAGACAACCCGGAGCAUUGCGACCUUCCUGCAUUGAGGGAGCUGCUUCUCAGUACCCAUAUCUAUGGACUCAUUGAUCACACUGCAGGAGAAAUAUAUGAAAGCUACAGGGCUGCAGUAUUGGAAAGUGGAAUGAAAAAGUAA